GGCAGGCCGGCGACGAUGGCGGCGGUUCGGUGCGCGGCGAGGAGUCUCGGUGGCUCCCUGCUCCAGCGGACGCAGGCGGCGGUCGCGGAGGAGGGACGCCUGCUCGCGCCAAGCAGGCUCAUGCGCUCCCGCCAGCUCUCCAGCCAGGUCUCCGGCGAGCGAUCGCAGGUGCCGGAUCGACUCCUCCUUGAGACAGGCCGGAUCAUGCGCAACCGCCAGCUCGCUAGCGAGAUAUCCAAGAGACUACAGGAGCCGUCUGCCUUGGAAUCUGAGGUCCAGUGCAGGAUGGAGACACUUCGUGCCUCGUGGCAUAAUAAGUUGGACGAGCUUCACAAGGAAGCAGCACCAGAUGCCUUUGAGUUGUAUGUGAAGGCCUAUGGAAAUGCGGCUAAGGCUGUGGUCCGUGGAGCUGCCAAGGCGUUGUUUGGCUUCAGUCUGAUUAGUUCUCUUAUCUUUGAGUUGUUUGGCUGCUACCAAGGAAAACCAGAGAAGACAAGAUAAAGAAAAGGAGAACCAAUGAUGGCCUCCGAAGUUUGGCUAGCUUGCACUGUGCUAUCAUAAAUUGUGAUAUUGUGUGACAUGGUAUCAUGUUAUU
Molecule: messenger RNA, 595 nt
Organism: Aegilops tauschii subsp. strangulata
Lineage: Eukaryota; Viridiplantae; Streptophyta; Magnoliopsida; Poales; Poaceae
Source: RefSeq, a predicted model, not a curated record